CUUGAGUUGACGUAAUCUAUGGUAUUGUCCGUACAUUUCCUCAAAACGAGUUUUGCAAUGAUUUUGUAGUUUUAAUGCAAUUAAAGACAAAUAUUAAUUGAAUCCAACAUUGAAUUGACUGCUAAUACGGGCGAAGACAAUGUCGACCACCACUGCUGUCGCGCCUAACAACGACCCGCGAAGAGCCGAUAAGAUCAUUAGAUAUAAGGCGCCGGCCAUUGGGAGCGGGAGUGCGGGCGACGACCCGUUGCCCGACUAUAUGAACGUGUUAUCGAUGUUGCUAUCGAUGUGUGGGUUAAUGCUUAAGCUUAAGUGGAGCGCAUGGAUGGCACUGUACUGCUCGGCCGUCUCCUUCACCAACAGCCGCAUCAAUGAUGACACCAAACAAAUCCUCUCCUCAUUCAUGCUCUCCAUCUCUGCGGUCGUCAUGUCUUACCUCCAGAAUCCGCAGCCAAUGACUCUUCCCUUCACUAAUUGAUGCGUUCAUUGUAGACAUUGUUUUAAGUUUAAUAUGUUAUGUACUUUUAUUAAUAAUAAAUACAUUUAUAUAUUCUGUUUGAAUA
This is a messenger RNA of Medioppia subpectinata, 563 nucleotides long. NCBI's taxonomy places the organism in Eukaryota, Metazoa, Arthropoda, Arachnida, Sarcoptiformes, Oppiidae. The record is from the annotation of a GenBank genome assembly.